AUUAACCAACUUCCGGUGUCAUGUCAGCCUCCAUGAUCCAACUAAAUACCAGCACAUGACUGACGACAGGGCAGUAUAAGAUAUGCCAUGGUUGUGUGAGUUGAAAACAGAUUAAAGCAUACCUGUUUCUGAAGACAAAGGAUGCAAAUGUGUUCCCUGGUUAUGCUGAAUAGGACUAUCCAGUCCCAACUGGUGUCUGUCCUGUACAGACAGCUUGUGACAAGGGUAGACAGAGAAAUACCAAGAAUAACAACUCCUCAUAAGGUUAAAGUUCAAUUUGAAAAGAAGGAGAAAAAAAUUUUGAGGAAGAAAGCCAUACAGGCAAAAGUGAACAUGUCAAACAGGAAAUCUUCACUUCUAAUCAACUGUAAACGUCCACAAUAUAACCAUCACAGAGGGCAGACCUACAGUGAAUUUAACCCAAAGAUGUUAGCCUCCCAUGGCUGGAACAACUAUAAGUCUAUAGGGGAUCAUUUCACCAUCAAAGCACAUGGCCAGAAUCCAGCCUUGCAAAUUGUUGAUGAAACAGUUCAGAGAUUUGAAGAUUACGACCUGAAUGAACACUUAUUAGAGCAGGUUGAAAAAUUAGACUUUGAAUAUCCAACCAAAAUACAGAGAUAUACAUUCAAUGCUGUGUUACAAGGACAGAAUGUAAUCUGUGCUGCAGAAACAGGCAGUGGUAAAACACUAGCCUACCUGCUUCCAGUCAUGGAGUUGGUGUUCCGCAUGCAGUCCUUUGAGUCUGACAAGGGUACUCUGCCCAACUCACCCAGAGCUAUUGUUGUUUUACCCUCCCUUGAACUGGCCACCCAAGUCAUGGAUGUUGCCAGCAAAUUUGCAGAAGCCUGUGAUAUCAACGUGAAGCUGUUAUCAGGGAAAGGCAUCACUAGUCAAAACAUAAAAUAUCUUGGAAAAGAAGACAUGGAUAUUGUUAUCUCAACUCCCAUGACACUGCUGAAGUUCUUCAAAUCAGGUAAGCUUAGUGGUGCCAAUUGUCAGCAUUUGAUACUGGAUGAGGCAGACACCUUGCUGGAUGACAGUUUCAGCGAUGUCAUCAAGAAAGUAAUGCAGCAUUUACAAAUUAUUGUGUCUGAUGGCCUAACAGAAGACCAGGUAAACAUGCAUAGCACACAGUUACUGCUGGUCAGCGCCACCAUGCCACGUUAUCUGGAAACUGUCCUGGGGAACCAUAUAGAGAUUGAAUCUUUCAAGAAAAUAAAGACAGACAGCUUACAUCGACUGAUGCCACAUGUUCCCCAGACAUUUGUACGUCUCCAUCAUGAGCAGAAAGCUGAUGAGAUCCUGAACAUUACAAAGGAAAAUCUGACCAACAACAUACCAACCAUGAUUUUCUGUAACAAAAGUGACACAUGUUUCUGGCUACAUAAGUUAUUAGUGGAGCAUGGGAUUCAUAACAUUGUCCUAAAUGCUCAGAUGGAUGGCAAGCUGAGGAGGAACAGAUUUUCAAAUUUCCAGAAUGAAGCCGCCAAUAUAUUUGUGUGUACAGACAUCUGCUCCCGAGGCCUGGAUACACUACGGGUGCAGCAGGUGAUUAAUUUUGACCUUCCUCAGUUUGUAUCUGACUACAUCCACCGUGCAGGGAGAGUAGGACGUGUGGGAGCUGAGGACAAUGGGAGAGUGGUCAGCUUUGUAACACAGAGAUGGGAUGUCAAACUAGUCUGGAAUAUAGAGACUGCAGCAAGAAAAUCAGCACAACUUGAAAAUGUGAAUGCAAACAUCAAAAAGAAAAUCACAAGUAUUGUAAGGAGGAAAUUCCGAAGUUCUUCUUAAUAAAGUGUUUAUGACAUAACAAAAUUGUGGCCAUUUUUUAUUUGGAGUGUACUCUCAAUAUUCACACUACCAAGGGGUAAAAACUACAGCCUGUUUUAAACAAACUAAUUGUUAAUGUUGAUAUAUGCAAUCUUUUGUGAUACCCUAACUCCAUUUGGAGUUAAAAAAUUAUGUCUACAGUGACUAAAAAUUAUUUUAAGUAAGUGAUAAAGAGAUAUACCUGUACAUAUAAUUUAUUACAUGUAAUAAAUGCUAUAUAAAGGUAUUGGAACGGGGACUUGGUUAAUUGGAGGAGAGACUACUUUGCCUAAUGUUUCUGUCAAUGACAUAUCACAUAUGUAAAGUAUUGUUCUGAGAGGGGAGACUACUCCUGCAUAAUGUCCUUGUCACAAUAAUAUUUAAGAUAUAUAAUGUUUGUAUCAAUGACUUAUCACCUACAUAAUGUACUGUAAAGAUAUGAGAGGAGACUACUCCUGCAUGAUGUCCUUGUCACAAUGACAUUUAAAAUAUAUAAUGUUUGUAUCAAUGACUUAUCACCUGUAUAAUGUACUGUAAAGCUAUGAGGGGAGGCUACUCUUGCUGGAUAUCCUGAUCAUAUAACACCUAUGUUACAGUAAAACAUACGACUGGAAAUUCUAGUCAGAUGUCACAUUUAUAACAUGAAGAAUAAAACUAUUCCUUUAGAGAUUGUUUAA
Molecule: messenger RNA, 2486 nt
Organism: Ylistrum balloti
Lineage: Eukaryota; Metazoa; Mollusca; Bivalvia; Pectinida; Pectinidae
Product: probable ATP-dependent RNA helicase DDX28
Exons: 15
Coding region: 142-1791 (549 amino acids)
Molecular function (GO): ATP binding; RNA helicase activity; nucleic acid binding
Source: RefSeq, a predicted model, not a curated record